Messenger RNA from Pocillopora meandrina, 7631 nucleotides. NCBI's taxonomy places the organism in Eukaryota, Metazoa, Cnidaria, Anthozoa, Scleractinia, Pocilloporidae. The record is from the annotation of a GenBank genome assembly.
ACGGGGUACUCGUCGCAGAUUAAUGCCGAAUUAGUAGAUUGGUUGCCUCUGAAUGCUUUGUAAUUGUUCAUCAUGCGAAUUGUCAACUUUAGCGAAGAAUUCAACCCUGAGAUAGAGGAGGAAUUAUUGAAGUCUGUUAAAUCCAUCAGCGAUACCGAUAGAGCCUUCCUUAGGGAUUUCCUUCAACAAAGACAAUAUUUAGCUAAAAAUCGAAUGAAAACUGUUUUGGUGGCUUCAAGGGAGAAAACAGCAAAGGAGAACCAAUCCCACAUUGCAUGUGAAAUCAUAUUUGUGCAGUACUUUGCUGGCGGAAACUAUGGCUUCUUAAAGUUUAUUUCUACAGCUGAGCGAUUCAACGAACUCGAAGAACUGAAUCAUAUCAGACUGCAGUUAGUAAACGAGGCCAUUUCAGUGGUAAAUAAGGUCAGUUUCUACCUUUUAGAUGCCGUUCGUUCUUGCUAUUAUAAUUGAAUAAUUAGAGGGGAACAACUUUAAUAGGUGAACCACUGAGCUGGGAAAAUUAGGUCAUCGUCUGUUUUCAUCCGUCACUAAAUGCGCCAAGACCCUCCAUAAUUAUAAUUAGAAUGAGUAUUUUUUUUCGUAUUCCUAAUUUAAAUAUUGUUUUGUUUAAGGAAGGGUGAUUUGAUUUAAUAAAAUAAGUCCUGGUUUGUUAAGUGUCUUAUUUCCUUAAGGUGUUUAGCUAUUAAAGGCAACACAAACUUCAGUUUAAAAUAAUUUAUUAUUAAUAAUAUUAAAGAAUACCUGUUGAAUCAUAUUAGGUGACCAAAAAAUAAAACCCUUAAAUAAAACAAUGUUUCUUAACUCCCAUGGGUGAUCAAGAUAAAAAUUUUCGUCACAAUAUCAAGCAGACAAGUGAUGAGGAAAAAGAAAAAUACCAAUUAGGGGAUUGUAGUUGAUCCAAUACCAAAUUCUCCAAACUAAAGUCACAAGAAUUAUGGCAGAUGGUAAGGAAGGGAGAAGUCAAGUGCCAAGACGUUUGUUCUCAUAAUCAAACAUUUAACCAUUGUAAUCCUUAAAGAAGGGACACCAAAUUUGGUCACUCUGGGGCUGAGAGGGCAAAAUACAGUCAAACCUGAAUUAAGCAGUUAAUCCCACAGGGAAUGGUGUGGUGACAGCUUAAUCCUUUAACUCCAGUGAGUGACCAAGACAGACUUUCCCCUUACAAUACAUGCAGACAAGUUAUGAGAAUAAAGAAAAAUGUCAAUUAUGGGACAACUAAUUGAUCUGAUACCAAAUUCUCCAAACUAACAUAAUGAGAGUCAUUUGCCAGACAGUAAGGAGAAUUGCUAAUGAGAUCUUGGGAAUUAAAGGGUUAAUACAAAUGUUUUCAGAAUAAGGGUAUUAUAAAAAUAGAUAAAUGUGCAUACACUUACUCAAAAAUACAAAAAAACAUUGACUUUGGGAGACAAAAAUGGAUUAAUGUUAUGUGGAAGAUUUUUCUUAGUUUUAUUUGUCUGAGUUGUUCCACUUCAAGUGACUGUUCAGUGCAGGUUGAGGACAAUACCAAAAGACAGUUGGAACUCUGAAAACUGACCACUUAACCCUUUAAAUCCCAAGAUCUCCUCAGAAAUUCUCCUUACUGUCUGCCAUACAAUUCCAACGAUGUUAGUUUGGAGAAUUGGGUAUUGGAUCAACCAAUAAUCCCCUAAUUGAUAUUUUUCUUUAUUCUCAUUACUUGUCUGCUUGAUAUUGUACUGAUAGUGUAAGGAGAAAUUCUGUCUAAGUCACUAGUGAAACUUAAAGAGGGUGACUGCUUAAUACACUGCUACUCUGUAUUUUUGCAGAAGUGCCAAAAGAACUGGAUAAUUCUUUAUUUUUCUCUGCCUGCACUUUUAUUAUAACAUGUGUCAACUAGCUUUUCUAACCAAAUUUUGAAAAACUAAAUUGAUUGAAAGAGUACCUGACCAAUCUUAAAUAGAUCCAAAAAUUUAAUAGAUUGAAGUAAAGGAAAGCUUGGAUACUUUCAUUAUCAUCCAGAAUGGCACUAACCAGCGUUAACCCUUAAAAUCAUAAGAGUGACCAGCAUCUUAUUUUUCCUAGCAGUUACACCGCUGAAUUAUUUAUUGAGAUCAUGAGAGUAAAGGAAAUGAUUGCCAACCUAAAAAGCUUUAACUGUUGAACAAAUUCUCCUCGUCAGUCUAAAGGAAAUGUUUAAAGAAAAGUGUGGAGAAUAUAGUAACUGAUGUUAGGGUGUACAGUGUUAUUUAAAUCUAAGGUUGCAUCCUUGAGAUAUGGAGUAUUUUUCCUUAACUCUUUUUAAAGGGAACUCCCAAGAUCUGAUUGUCAAUUCUCCUUUCUAGUGGCUACACAUUUCCUUGUAAAUUAGUUAGGAGAAAUUGGUGUUAAAUAUACCUAUUAUUAGUAUUAUCAUUAGCUGUUUGUUGGAUAAUAAUUUGGAUGUUGUAAGGAGAAAUUACAUGUUGAUUGAACAAUUUCUCUACCCAGUUGUGCACCUUAAGUUAUGUUGAGAGUGCAUCAUAAACCAUACUUCUCUUGAUUUUCUCAGGAGACUACCACAAGUAUUAGACUUACUUUAACCUUUAACUCCUAAGAGUGAUUGGAUUCUAAUUUCUCCUCACAAUAUCACCCUUGAAUCAAACAUUAAGGUCACAAGAAUAAAGGAAAUGAUCACCAACUAGAGGAGCUCUUGAUUGUUAAACAAAUUCUCCUUGUCAGCACUUAAGGAAAUGUAUAGAGAACAGAAUGGAGAAUAUAUAUACUGAUGUUUGGAUGUGAAGGGUUAAUGUGCAUUUAUUAUUGCUUUUUUUACAGUAUGCUCAACGGUGUGGUUUUGAUAACUGCAAGGAAAUCUUCUGUGUGAUUAAAAAGAAGCAUAAUUCUAAACCUACCAACAAGUGUGCAGAAUCAGGUCUUUGCAAGUCUCUCUACAUAGCAGGAUUUCGAUGGAUAGAGGCUGAUCUUAUUUCUUCUGAUUUUGGAAGUCAGUGUUGGACUUGUUUGAUUGUUUACAGGCCAAAUUUAGUUCCUAACUAUCAGGUUGAAAAUGGUAUCAAAUGGGGCUACAUUGCAACAUCUGUACUACUAAACUUUUGUGAAGAUAUUGUCACUAUUUUGAAUUCAUCCGAUUAUGGAAAACAAACUAUGAGGCAAGUAAAAGCCUUAAUGAAUAAUUUUGAAGAAAGUUCAAGCCUGGAUUCAAAUAUUGUCCAACCCUCAUUUCCUUGGAAUGGUAUGUAUGCAGUGCUCUUGUCAAUAAUAAAUAAUUUCAAUAUCAAUUGUUAGAGCUAAAAUUUAUUUUUUCCCUUUUGUAGUUGAGUGGCCAGGUGAAAAGGGGCUGUGCCAUCUCAAGCUCUACUUUUACUUCUUUAAUUUCAGUUUCAGUGGAAACCUGGUUAAGCUUCAGGCAAAAAUGGGUCUUUGUGAACAUAAAACUUAACCUUUUUCUGAUCUUCUUUAGGAAGAGUAGGACCUUCUCCUGCAAAUCAGGUUGUGGUUGUUGGUGGAGGGCUGGCUGGGCUUUCUGCAGCAGCUUCUUUGUCUAAGGCUGGUAUUCCUGUUGUCCUUUUGGAGGCAUCCAAUUAUCUAGGUAAAGGGUAUCAAUUUUGAAAAGAUCAUAUCAAGUGAUUGCAAAUGAAAAUGCUCUUAUGUGAAAAGUGGUUUAUAAAAAUGCAGUUGUAGUUCUCAAGAGCCUACAAAACUAAAGCUUGCUGCCUAGAAGAAAAGAAGCUAAGCUUUUAAGGUAUCUUUGCAAUUUUUUUUAGGUAAAACUUGUGGAAAAUUUAACUUACAGAUUCCACAUUGCCACACAUCUGUCCAGUAAUAGAUCAUAGAUGACUCCAAAAUGUCUUAGAAUAAAAAGUGAUUUAUGAGGUGCAGCUGAGUGUGACACUGAUAUCCUCCAAGAAAAGACAUGAAACUGCUGUAAUCAUUUGAUAAUUGCAUCUGAUACAGUUCUAGGGCUAUUGGGGGGGGGGGGGGGAGGGGGCAUCUACCCUCAUGAUCAGGAACUAAUAUUUACUUGGAUAUACUUUGAAUUAACCCAGGUGGAAGAGUGAAGCAAGUUCAGCCAUUUGAAGGGUUUGCUCCAAUUGAUCUUGGUGGAGAGUUUAUCCAUGGAUCUAACACUGUGGUGAACAAGAUUGCAUGUGACAAUGGCUGGGUUGUUCUGCCAGUAAGUUAAGUCUUGUACCCUUUCUCGUAAUUAAGUUAAAAGGUAUAUUUUUUAAUUUUCUCCACCGAAAUAAAUCUCUCUAUUAUUAUUUGUUAUAAUUACAAAAAAUUUGGCUUGUGAAACAGAUUCAAAGCUUGUAUGUUGUUGCUGAGCCUCCCAUCUGCAUGGAUAAAUGUUGUACAAGCACUAAGUUAAUGUUAAAGUGAUAAUCUUUCAUGAACACGUUUUGAGGGGGAAUGGAGUGAGGUGUGCACUAUACGUUAGGUGAAUUUUUUUGAAGUCGCCAAUCUCCUUUCACCUGAGAACAUUUUUGCCGUGGAAAGGCUCAUGAUGGUGAAAAUUGUUUCGAGUGCCAUUCUAAUAAUAGAAGAUUUUCAUCCUAAUGCAUAAAAGCCUUUCAGAUAAAUUUUACGCACAUGUCAUUUUUUCAGGCCCCUCAAUGUGAAGCUGGGGAAGAAGGAGAAAAAUUAUUCCACAAAGGAAUAAGUAAUAAACGGGAAAUCAGACUUGCUCGAGAAGCGUGGGCCGAAUUGAUCAACAGCAAAUACAGAAAUCAAGAAAAGGAAACGGAAUAUUUGUCUGAUUCUGUGAAGGUGAGACUUGAAGAGAAAGGCUUGUCACGUGACGUGUUGGAUGUAAUUGAUUGGUGGAAGAUGAAGAUAUCUGCAGGAUCCUUGGAUUACUAUGGAGUGCGGGAAGGGCGGAGGAGAAUGGAGUCCAAAUAUGAGUGGGGAAUUGAAGAUUGCAGGUAAAAUAGUUUUUGAAUUGGUUCUUUUUUUAAAAAGACAACCUCAUUUUAACUUUACUUUCCUACAGGGCUUAACUCGCGAAAAGUACUCUGUUGCUUAACACAGCGCUCAAUCGCCUUCCUAGCUUUUCUUGUUUUGAUAGUUAAGAACUCUGCUGUGAUUUAGACAUUAAAAUUGUAACAAUAGGAAAGCAAAGAUAAACUUCAAGGGAAAAGUCUGAACUGAACUUCCGUUUUACUACAUGCUAGUUUUGUUCGAGUGAUAAAUUUUAAUUCUGUUCCAAAUGCAUUGAAAUAAACUCGUUUUUUUUAUGACGAUUUGAAGCUUGAUCAAAAACUAGUAAAUGGGAAACGCAUUUUGAUUAGCUAUAUUAUAUAGUUCGUUUCGAAGCGCUUUUUCUAUUCCGGUUAUAAGCCCCCUCGUAUAUAAUCCCCCAGGUUUAUAGCCCACCAAAGACCCCUUACGAGGUUGUAUAAGUCCUGGGGUUAAAAGCGGCAGUUUACGAUUUCGUGAUAAAAAUGUCUGCCUGUAGAAUUCGUGGUAUUCUGAAGAUAAACCAGGGUCGUAGUCAAUUUUUCAUACACUGAGUUGUUUACUUGAAGUUGUUUUGGUACAAGGUACCAACGCUCUUUGUCAUUGAAACUUUUUCCUUUAGACUCGCAGAAUCUUACUCACAACUGGUGAAGUACUACUUGGUUAACAGUAUGGAUGUGGAUAAGCGUCUUAACUGGCAGGUUAAGGAAGUUGUUUGGAAAGGUUAGCUCUUGCGUUUUAGUUUUUAUUUAUUUCAGGAAACUGUCAGCGCGCAAUUGAUUUAUAGCAGUAGUUUAUUCAGAGAAUUGUGGUUGCCUGUGUGUAACAUUUUCCCUUUGUUAGAUUUGAGUUUCGUCCUUUCAUGAGAGUUUCAUGCAGUUAACCUCUUUCUGAAAUUGUUGGCAUAGUUGUUGUGCUUCUAUAUGAUUAUUACAAAGCUUUUGUAUCUUAGCGAUGGUUACAUUUUUUUAUUUUAACACCUUUUCCUUGUCCUCCUAAAAAAGUUGCAUUUGAAUGGAAUAUAAGAGGGCUUAAGGAUUCACAUGCUAACAAAUAUUUGGCGAGGAAAGAAUGUCUGGAUUCAUAUAUUUUGGGCAGGAGACAGGGUGAGAUCCAACAACAGUGGACGAAUUCUUCUGAAAAAUCAACAUGGCCGGGAGAUGACCGCCAAGCACGUGAUCAUUACCGUACCACUAACAGUCCUCAAAGAUGGCGACAUAACCUUCACUCCAGCACUUCCCGCUGACAAGAACGAGGCCAUACGCACUAUACAGAUGCUAGGCGCGUGGAAAAUCGCUUGUCGUUUCAAACGCCGCUUCUGGCCGGAGAAGCUACAUCAAAUUUACAGCGUUCGUGGGUUCGCUAGUGAGAUAUGGACUUGCUCACAUGAUUGUCCCGACAGUGACGAAAAAUGUCACGUGGUUGUCGGGUUUGAAACUGCUGAGCCCGCGGAAGAGAAACGGUAUCUCAGCGGACAGGAAGUGUUGAGAGGAUUUUUGAGUCAUCUGGAUGAGAUAUUUGGGUAUGAAUGUUCCGCAAAGAUGAGUAGGCCCUAAUAGAUUGUGGCUAAAUCUAUGCUCGGUUUUGAAAAUUAUGCUAUUUUUACUUAAUUUCUGCUUUUCAAAACCUGAAAAGAAAAAUUGGAAACUGAUUGACGCGAUUAUGGAAUAGGACUGAAGUAACUAUUUUUGCACUGUAAUACGCCUCCUGCAUUCUGUUAAGUGCUGCUGUAACUUUGCUUUUUCAUUCUUUCAUUACAGCACUUCCUCGGACCCAAGCCCUGCUAGCGACUCGUUCAUGGACUUCGUGUACUUCCAUUGGUCAAAUCAUCCUCACAUUCGCGGGGAUAUACCUCGCCCACUGCGCAUGCUUACGAACUCCGUCACGUGCUCGCCAGUCCUGUUGACGAUCACUUGUUCUUUGCGGGUGAAGCCACAAGUUCAAGGUCAUGUUCGACUGUACCUACUGCGAUUGAAACUGGGACACGCGCGGCAGAUGAAGUUUGUUGUGCGGCUGGAAUUCUUCCUCUUGCAAAACUUUAAUUAUAGCUGUUUGCCUCAAGCGCCGCUACGGUGCCAGAUAAAAGCAUUAGGAACUUAUUUGACAGUGUUGCCAAGGGAGAGACGUAGAGUAGUUGGAAAUUAAGAGAAAUUGCUUAUGUAGUGCCACGCAAUUUACUGUAACCUGGGAAAUAGAUUUUGAUACUCAAAAUAUUUUAUCUAUUUAUGAAAUAAUAUUGUAAAAAAUCCCACAGCAAGCUUUCAGCAAGACACCACAAUGAUCAAGGAUUCUCCAAGUGAACUCGAUACAAAAAUGAACGAGUUAGGACUAAAUUCUUAAUGGCUCAUCAGUCAAGUAUAAAAACCAACUGAUAACCCUUUAACUCCCAAGAACUGAUUGUUAAUUCUCCCCUCUAACUUCACACAUCUCUUGCUAAAUAAGUUUCCAGAAUGAAGUGUUAGAUCAAGAUAACAACUUUUACCUGAUAGUUUGAGUCUUCUCACUACCUGUUUGCUUGAUAACGUUUGACUGCAGUAGGAAGAAGUUACAUUUUAAAUCUCUUUCUGGGGUAUUGUGCGUACAUAAAAGCUUAAAAAGGUAACAUAUUAGAGAGUGGACUAGCUGAAUGACCACCGAACGUUAAGUGCUGCAGAAAAAAAGUAAACUGUGCUGCAAAAUAAAACCUAGAGCACAAG